CACCACAUAAUUCGUUGUCAUUUUUCAAUUUGCGGCGUCCUGUGUACCAGCCUCUUCACCCUUUCGACCAACACUCCAACAACUUCAACUUGUAAAUGGCUCCCGCCGUUCCGCCAGUCGCCACCACCAGCAACGGGGCACCUCUGCCACCCACGGGCCUCACUGCGUCCGCUACUGCAGGGCCUCGAGGCCCCAUCGUGCUACAAGACUUCGCUCUGAUCGACCACUUGGCGCACUUCGACCGUGAACGAAUCCCCGAGCGUGUGGUGCACGCCAAGGGAGCUGGAGCUUUCGGCUUCUUCGAAGUCACGCACGAUACGGCCACCAAAUACACGAUCGCCAAACUCUUUUCGUCGGUGGGCAAGCGAACGCCCGUGGCAAUUCGCUUCUCGACUGUUGGAGGAGAACAGGGCAGUGCAGACACUGUACGUGACCCUCGUGGCUUCGCUAUCAAGUUCUACACCGAGGAGGGCAACUGGGACCUCGUGGGCAACAACACGCCGAUCUUCUUCAUCCGCGACCCGAUCCUGUUCCCAAGCUUCAUCCACACACAGAAGCGUCUGCCCAAUACGCACCUUAAAGACGAUAACAUGAUGUGGGACUUCUUCUCGCUGCGUCCGGAGACGCUCCACCAACAGACGUUCCUCUUCUCCGACCGCGGCAUUCCUGACGGCUACCGCCACAUGAACGGCUACGGAAGCCACACAUUUGCCAACGUGAACGCUCAAGGUGAGGUGACGUACGUCAAAUAUCACUUCAAGACUGACCAGGGGAUCCGCAAUCUGCCGGUUGACGAAGCUGCGGAUCUCGCGAGUUCUGACCCGGACUACGCCAUCCGUGAUCUGUAUAAUGCCAUCGAGCGCCAGGACUUCCCCACCUGGACGCUCUACAUCCAGACCAUGACACCCGAACAGGCAAAGGCCGAGAGUGUAAACCCGUUCGACGUCACCAAGAUCUGGCCGCAUAGUUCGUAUCCACUACAGGAGGUUGGACGCCUCGUACUCAAUCGCAACCCGAAGAAUUAUUUCGCGGAGGUGGAACAACUCGCGUUUUCGCCGUCACACAUGGUGCCAGGCAUUGAACCAUCGCCCGACAAGAUGCUACAGGGACGUCUAUUCUCCUACCCGGACACGCAACGUCACCGACUUGGCCCCAACUACCAACAGAUUCCGGUUAACAAACCGCUCGUCGAGACUCGCACGUACCAGCGCGAUGGGUUCAUGACAGUCGAUGGCAACAUGAACGACGCACCAAACUAUUUCCCAAAUAGCGUGGGUGGUCCGACGGAAACAGCCUCGCUGCGUUAUCACUCGUACCAGGGAGAUCACUCGGUGGUGGACAAGUUCUCGACAGCGGACGACGAUAAUUUCUCUCAAGUCGGCGAUUUCUACCGCAAAACAUUGGAUGCUGCGGCACGCGAACGUCUUACGAACAACAUUGCUGGGUCGUUGGUGAAUGCAUCUAAGCCCGUUCAAGCUCGAGCCGUGGCCAACUUCUUCAAGGCAGACCCUGACUACGGACAACGGGUGCAAGACAAACUCGACGAGAUCGAGAAAGCCAAGUCGGCCCAGCAGAAAUCGAAGGAACGUGCGACUGAACCGCUCAAUCCGCCGCGCAAAACUUUCAAGGUGGUGACAGCUUAGGUGCACGUAUUGACAAGUAGCUAGUGAGGAAGUGACUAUUGUUGCAUGAGGUGAUACGUUCGUUUGCAGGGCUCUACUAAGUUCUGGCAUAGUGGAAGAAAGCACACUGACCAAAAUCCGAGCUUUGCACUUUCCAAUUCUCUGGAUUUUAUAUCCAGAUCCGAGCAACGUACAAAUGCGCCCAUAAUUAAAUCCCCUUUGAAUCGGAUCAGGUACAAGCUGAACUUGCAUUAAAAAAACUCUUUGCUUAUAUAUA
Phytophthora nicotianae INRA-310 is the source of this 1899-nucleotide messenger RNA. RefSeq lists its product as hypothetical. Gene Ontology annotation, molecular function: catalase activity; heme binding. Gene Ontology annotation, cellular component: peroxisome; cytoplasm; mitochondrion. Gene Ontology annotation, biological process: hydrogen peroxide catabolic process; response to hydrogen peroxide. The transcript has a single exon. The record is from RefSeq and is a predicted model, not a curated record. NCBI's taxonomy places the organism in Eukaryota, Oomycota, Peronosporomycetes, Peronosporales, Peronosporaceae. The coding region runs from base 96 to 1643 and encodes 515 amino acids.